Molecule: messenger RNA, 2420 nt
Organism: Cololabis saira (Pacific saury)
Lineage: Eukaryota; Metazoa; Chordata; Actinopteri; Beloniformes; Belonidae
Gene: ears2
Product: glutamyl-tRNA synthetase 2, mitochondrial
Exons: 10
Coding region: 128-1753 (541 amino acids)
Biological process (GO): glutamyl-tRNA aminoacylation
Molecular function (GO): tRNA binding; glutamate-tRNA ligase activity; zinc ion binding
Source: RefSeq, a predicted model, not a curated record
CCAUCAACACAUGGAUGGUUACAUGUCACACGUUUGGUUUCUAUUUAUUUUAUUUAGUCGUUUGUCUGGAUGUAGUUUCAGUAACAGCAGCAAACUCGCACCCCAUUAGGAAGCUGCAGUGUUGAUCAUGUCUCCGUGGUUGGAGUGUUGCAGACGGAGUCUCCAGGGCAGGCUGUUUGUGAGAGGGUCCGUGUGUGAUGCGGCUGUCAGGACCAGGGGGCUGCAGCCCCGCACACUCACCUCCACCAGCAGAUGCUGCUCCACGGUGCAGCCAGGUGUCAGGGUCAGGUUUGCUCCCAGCCCGACAGGCUUCUUGCAUCUGGGAGGUCUCAGAACCGCUCUCUACAAUUAUAUCUUUGCAAAGAAGUACGGAGGAGUUUUUGUCCUGCGGCUAGAAGACACUGAUCAGAGCAGACUGGUACCAGGAGCGGCAGAGUCUAUAGAGGACAUGCUGGAGUGGGCUGGUAUACCGCCAGACGAGAGCCCUCGUCGAGGGGGGCCGCUGGGUCCAUACCUGCAGUCUCAGAGGUUACACCUCUACAGUCAGACGGCCAAGCAGCUUGUGGAGAGCGGUCAUGCCUACUACUGUUUCUGUAGCCCUCAGAGGCUGGGGCUACUCAAAAAAGAGGCCUUAAGAGCUGGACAGACUCCAAGGUAUGACAACAGGUGUCGCCACCUGCGAGCAGACCAGGUCCAGGAGAAGCUGGCUCAGGGAACGUCACAUGUGAUCAGGUUUUGUUUGGAAGAAGGUGUUGAGCCUUUUCAGGAUAUGAUCUUUGGAUGGAAUCGUCAUGAGGUGGCUCAGGUUGAGGGCGACCCUGUUGUGAUGAAAGCAGAUGGUUUUCCCACCUACCACCUUGCAAACAUAGUAGAUGAUCAUUACAUGAAGAUCAGCCAUGUACUCCGGGGAUCUGAGUGGCUCAUCUCCACCUCCAAACAUAUCCUCAUGUACCGUGCCCUUGGAUGGCAGCCGCCCACCUUUGGACAUCUGCCCCUGCUGAUGAACAAAGAUGGCAGUAAGUUGUCCAAAAGACAGGGAGACAUAUUCAUUCAAAGCUUCCAGAGAGACGGGGCCCUACCAGAGGCUCUGUUGGACAUCACAACCAACUGUGGAUCUGGAUUCAACACCAGCCGGAUGGGACGGAGGAUAGAUGAGCUGAUUUCUGAGUUUAAUCCUUCAAAAAUCACAACUCACUCUGCUUUGUUGGACUUGGAAAGACUACCAGAGUUCAACCGAAUCCACCUGCUGCAACACAUUGAAGAUGAGCAAGUUUGUCAUUUGCUAACAAAAGAUUUGCAGGAACAAAUCCUGCAGACCUACUCAGCAGAGAUCCAGGACAAAGAAGUGCUACAUGAGGACUAUAUCAAGCGGGUUCUGCAUCUCCGCAAGGGUCACAUAUCAUCCUUGAAGGAGCUUGUGAACCCUACGUAUGCUUACCUGUGGGUGCGUCCUUCUUUCUCCAGCCAGCAGGUGGCAGCAGUCACUGCAGAGAGCCAUCUCAUUGCCUCAUUAGUGCUGAAGUUAAUAGAAGAGCGAGGUGAGGAGCUGACGAUGGACCAGCUCAGUAAAGACCUGAAGAGUCUGGCUAAGCAGCCGAAAGCCACCAAGUACCGAGAAGUGAUGAAGCUGUUGCGUCUGGCCCUGAGUGGUCUGCAGCAGGGGCCCAGUGUUGCUGAAAUGAUGGUGUCUCUGGGUCCUGCAGAGAUCCAACAUCGCUUCCAGAAGCUUCUGCAGCUUUCACACUCUGGCUAAAGACCGUCAUCCGAUCUCCUUGUAUUCACUUUACUAACUGACUGGAGCCAGAAGACAAUGUCAGUUGUUGGACUUGACCUGUAUCUUGAGAAAUACAAGCAAUCGCUCUGUCAAGCCUACAAGUACGACUUCUACAAUGAACUGAAAUGUUUAAAAAUAUCAAAAUUGUUGAAUAUUUUAUAAAAAAAAUGGUUGAACUCAUUUUAUGUUCCAUGUUUUGUUUUUGUUCAGCAGUGUUAAACUUUACAGGUCUUUACAGGUUUACCCCAGAUGCAGAAGGAUGGGAAGUACCUUGGUCUUUUUAUGCAAAUUAUGGGUUUUACUGAAGAAAAUCAGAUUUAAUGAACUCCAGUCUAUGGUACAGUCAUAAAAAAAACGCUUGCAGUUCAUGUGUUAAAAGACCAUGAAAAAAGAGGGCCACACAAUAUCUAUAUGAAAUAUAACUUGGUAUUCUGAGAAACGAAAUUUUUUUUUUUUUGUUAUUUUAGGUCCUGUCACAUGUACCACAUAGUGUAUAACUGAUUUAAGCAGGUGGCUUGAGUGGAUGUGUUUGUGUCCAGGAGCCAAAAAAAACACUUCAGGAAGUCAUCACAUUGUAGUAAACAACUUAAAUGUCUAAAUCUGUUUUGUUGCAAGAGAUGAAGACUUUUGACAUGGAAUUAGCAUU